AUGUCUCUCGCCCUCUGGUUCCUCCCUCGGCAAUCUUCCCCCUUCACCAAAACCGCCCAAGAACUCAUCUCCGAAACAAUCCCCAACAUCUUCCUCUCCCCAACCCAACAAAUCCAAGAAUUUCCUCCCCACGUAACAAUCACCUCAGGAAUCACCCUCCCAGACUCCCAACAAACCCCUCAAGACUGGCUCGACGCCCUCGACUGCUCCCCCUACGCAGCCGAAAAAAACGAAAUAAUCCUCGAACUCCAAACCCUCCAAACCGAAGACCCUUUUUUCCGAAAAUGCAACAUAGCCCUAACAGAAAACUCCAACCUGCACACCUUCGCCGAGAAAUGUCGCGUCGCCGCAGGUUUGAAACCUCGUGAAAAGGGGGAAUAUCGUCCGCAUUUCAGUCUUUUUUACGGAGAUGUAGCGACUAAAGACGUGGAAGCCAAGUUACCGUUGAUUGAAAUGAAGGUUGGGUUUGCGAUUGGGGAUUUGUUUGCUUGUUGUGGAGGGGCGUUGUGUUUAGGGGGGGAAAUGGUUUUGGUUGAUACUAGUCGGCCGAUUACCGCUUGGUGUGAGGCUGUUGUUGCUAAGAGGGAGGUUCCUUUUGUUAUGUGGAGGGCUAGUAAGCAUCUUGCUUGA
Ramularia collo-cygni is the source of this 630-nucleotide messenger RNA. RefSeq lists its product as uncharacterized. The transcript has 2 exons. The record is from RefSeq and is a predicted model, not a curated record. Gene Ontology annotation, molecular function: 2',3'-cyclic-nucleotide 3'-phosphodiesterase activity. Lineage: Eukaryota; Fungi; Ascomycota; Dothideomycetes; Mycosphaerellales; Mycosphaerellaceae. Gene Ontology annotation, biological process: cyclic nucleotide metabolic process. Bases 1 to 630 code for a protein of 209 amino acids.